GCCCCCGCACCGCCCAGUCCCGCCCCCUGGGGGCGCUGCCCUCGGGCACCCGCAGCCCAUGCUGCCGAGCCACUCUGCCUCCCGCCGCUGAGCCUGCGCCCACCCCCAAGCACUCAAAAUGUGGCACAACGUGGGGCUGACUCUGCUGGUGUUCGUGGCCACGCUGCUGAUCGUCCUGUUGCUGAUGGUGUGCGGUUGGUAUUUUGUAUGGCAUCUGUUUUUAUCUAAAUUCAAGUUUCUGCGGGAGCUGGUGGGAGACACAGGAUCCCAGGAAGGAGAUAAUGAGCAGCCUUCAGGGUCUGAAGCAGAAGAAGACCCUUCGGCUUCCCCACACAAGAUGAGAUCUGCUCGUCAGCGAAGGCCGCCGGUUGACGAUGGCCACUGAGUGGAGAGUGAGCAACAGCUUCCGAGUGUGGUCUGGGGCAGUUAUGAGCUCCGUCCUUAGUGACCUAGCUUCGAAAGUUACUAAGUGACCAAGGAACAUUUGCAAUUGGAUUUAUAUCCAGUUAAACAAAAGAUUUACACGUAAGCCAUAUAGAAAUAAAAGGGAAUUUAAACCAAAUUGGGCCAUCGCAGAUUUCGUCUUGGAUGUUUUGCUUCACUAGGUCUCCUUAAUGCACUUACUCGCUGGCUCCUGGACUUACUCACCCACCCACCCACCCUUUCUUUCUUUCUUUCUUUCUUUCUUUCUUUCUUUCUUUCUUUCUUUCUUUCUUUCUUCUUUUUUUUUUAAUUGCACUGGUAUAAAUCUGUAAACAUUUCAGGCUUUAAAAAAACAUGUUAUUAGUCAUUAAAAUGUACCCUUUUCUUGACAUUUUAACUUGUCAGAAAUUGGGACAUAUCUCAUUACUGUCAACCAGGUAAUAUCUUGUCAUUAUCCUAACUCAUGCAUAUGUGACUUUGCAGCUUGUUACAGUGUCAUUACCUCAGCUGAUGUGUAUAUUGUUGUUAUCAAACAUUUCAGGUUUAAUUGGCAUUUUAAAAGUGUUUUUAAAAGACAGCACUGUGACUCAGCACUGAAAUGAAAGGUUAUUGUGUGUGGAAAACCAUGGAAACGGCAUUGGAACAUUUUUUAUAUUAAUGAUGCCAACGUCUGUGGCUGGAGACAUGAUCACAAUUCUAUAUUUUCUUGCAAAGAAACAGCAAAGUGCUUUACAGGACUUAAGAAAGGAAGAGACCCACAAGUUGACGAAUCUGUGCUGUCUUUUGUCAGCAAGGCACUUACAAAACAGUUGCCUUUCUUCAUGCCAAGCGAUCAGUCAGAGGCAGGAGAAAUCGCCAGAGUCCUCGGAAUUUAAAGCAGAGGGAGAAUUCACGGAGAGGACUGCCAUUGAGACAUCCAAAUUUUAUCCAAAGCUGCCUGCUGGUGUUAGACAGAGGCAGUGGUGAGCAGCCCUGGGAAUGCUGUGUGGCCAGUGCUCUUGCCGUGGGUGGGAAAGUACAGAUUCCUACAAGUAAUCUGAGAAAUGAUUUGGAAGUGGGUACGCGGAAUAGGAAGUUACAGUUACAGCUUACCCAGUUUAUUUCACAGUUUGUUACAUAGACACAAGAUUUAUGUGAUAAAAUAUUUUAGAACCUGGGAUAAAUGCAAAAUAAAACAUGUCUGUGAUACCAGGUACAUGCCAUAGCUUAAUGGGCAAAGCUUUCUUCUUAGAGAUAGAUCCGGUGCGUGCUAAUAGGUGGCCACUUAGAUUAAGUAGAAUGACAACAUGUAAAUUUACUUUUCAAGACAGCAGUUAUUUAUUGGAGAAUUUAAGUUUAAAUCUUACAGUGUUAACAGUUAUUUUUUAUGAAAUGCUUUUAGGGUAAACCUAUUGGGGAUUUUAGUGUUAGGAAUCUCAGAGCUGUCUUCUCCUUUAUGGAGAAUGAGACCAGUCCCUCCUUUAUAUGGGGACUUACGUUCUGGGCUUGUGUCGUAGAGAAAGUGCUUCACGACAGCAGUUCAGCCACAAGACCUCAAGGGCACUAGGGCUUGAGAAAGUACCUGUCUGACGGUACAGUGCCUCUUGCCGGGAGUCCAUAUUUGUUCUAACUGAACUUCGGACUGUUUACUAGAAAAGAGUGAUGGAUUGAUGAGCCUUCUAGUGUUGUCCGAUCCGUAGGGAAAUGAGCUGCAAGGCCAAGUUCCUUCCUCCUUGUUGUUGUUCAUGGCCGUGCUCAGUCUCACGUGUUACCUCACCCUUCGCUCUGGCAGAUGCUGUGUAUUGUCUGCUGGCACUGCCCACGGUGAGUUCCUAAGCGUAGGCCUCGCAGCCCUGUGAGUACACUGGCAGGGAAGGAGACAGCUAUACAUUUUCUGGGGAAAAUUCCCCAGUAGCUUGAGUGGGGUGCAUUUAUUCUGUCUUCUUUAUGGGGCAUGACGAGAAGGCACAAAGCAGUGAUGAUUGUUCCUAGCAUUGCUCUUUUAGCAUUUAGUAUUUCUUAUACUAACUAAAUAUUUUUAAGCCAGUCAAGAUGCCCCAAGUCAUCUUGUUACUGGGAGGAUGUUUACAUUAGAUUGUUUCAUAAUCUAAUGUUUUGAGCUUCAAAUUUUCAUUGUUGUUAAUGUUUUGUGGUGGAUUAGAUGCCAAUAGGAAAAACUUUAAGUGGCAGGUGAGCUCUCUGUUGUAUCAGUAUUAAAGAAUGAUGGCUGAUGUAACUGCCCCCCUCCGAUCUAUAACAAGGCCCAAACUAAUUCCUGUAAACUACAUAAAGGGCAUUAUUUAUUGGUAUUUAUGUUCCAGCAUAUCUUAUAAAACUGUAGUACUGUGCUUGGCCCAGGAAGUAAUACCUUAUGGUGUAAUAGUCCAUACUUGGUAUGUUUUAACUUAAGUAAAAUCGGUUUAGAUGCCGGUAUGAAGAGUCUAAGGCAUAGUCCUUUGUGUAAGAUUGGUUUCUUGGACCUCCCUUACCCGACCAAGAGAGGGAAGAGAAAGCGUUGUCCCUUCAGGGUCCUUCAUGUGCAGUAGAUUUCUGCCCUGUUUCCUGUUUUGUUUUAGGACGUUUAUAGCUGUUAUAACGGUCAUACCUGUAUUCUCAGGCUCUUGGUGCAAGGGUGUACUUAAACUUGAAAGUUUAAAGAUAUAACAUACAGAUACGAGAGUCAUGCCUACACCCUUCCAAAAAUAAUGCUAUCAUCUCUGAGGAGCGAUUAGAUACGUGAGGACUCAGGUCGAUCGCUGUAGUUCCUCUGCCAGCCCUCCUUCCUAAGGGUGUGUGCGUGUGUGUGCGUGUGUGUGCGUGCGUGUGUGUGUGUGCGCGUGUUUUCAAAUUGCCCACGUGGUAGCAUGGCUCAGAUUUAAAUGCCAAAUAUGCUAAAGAUUUGUAUGACAGCUGAGGCAUUUAGCACAUGCCUGAGGAAAACAUUUGAACUGAAUGGAUUCCCAGAGUGGGAGUAGAUACUGGUUGGCCAUUUUGUUGACAUCUUGACCCCUUUCUUUGGAUUAGGCUUAAAAACCAUUUCAAAGUGGUGUCUUGCUAAAAGUUUAGGAUACAUAUGUACUGACACCUAAAACACAAUGCAAAGUAGCCCACGUUUCCUGUUCAGAGGAAUAAUUUGUGAGUCCACAGUGUAGUCUUUUUUACAGUCAGUUUUCUCAGAAGGCGUCUGACUGUGACUGAUAACCAGUGUAAGGCAGAUCUCCGCUGGUAAACUAAGUGCUUUUAUAUUUGAAGUUGACUUCAUAAAGCCACUAAACCGUCUUGAGAGCAUAGAGGUGCUCAGGUGACUGUGGAAUGGUGUUGGGUUAUAGAAUAUAGAAUUAAGGAACCUUGUACUGUCUUCUGUCCAAGUGUCCCAGAGUUUGAAACGUCUAACAGGUUCCAUAUUAUCCUGUCUCAGUAGAAGCUGCAUCUUCAUUUGUGUGUUAGCGCACACGCUACCUGUUGCGGACUGUCUGGCAUUGACCUCUUCCCCAGUUCUAUGUCUGGCAUUGACCUCUUCCCCAGUUCUAUGUCUAGCAUUGACCUCUUCGCCAGUUCUAUGCAUAACCGCUCGCCAGAUACCGCUGCUCUGGUUUCUGACAGGAGCCUCUCCGUCCUGUGCUGUGGUGCAUUCUCAUCUUGCCGCUCAACAGAUGCUUUGUGAGGAAUCGGAAUUGUGUGUGUUAAUAGUACCUGUGCAUAACAAGAUGUAAAAUAUGGAUGAGGGAUAUGCAAAUGAAUGGUGUUCCUGUCUUAGAAUAGCUACAGCUUCCAUGAUGUGUAUGUUUUAACUUCCUCUUUAAACUGCACAGAAUAAAUGAAAAUGAAAACAA
Molecule: messenger RNA, 4235 nt
Organism: Rattus norvegicus (Norway rat)
Lineage: Eukaryota; Metazoa; Chordata; Mammalia; Rodentia; Muridae
Gene: Smim13
Product: small integral membrane protein 13
Exons: 2
Coding region: 119-385 (88 amino acids)
Cellular component (GO): membrane
Source: RefSeq, marked validated